This is a messenger RNA of Austrofundulus limnaeus, 8535 nucleotides long. It is a transcript of the gene chd5, whose product is annotated as chromodomain helicase DNA binding protein 5. NCBI's taxonomy places the organism in Eukaryota, Metazoa, Chordata, Actinopteri, Cyprinodontiformes, Rivulidae. Gene Ontology annotation, cellular component: nucleus; chromatin; NuRD complex. The record is from RefSeq and is a predicted model, not a curated record. Gene Ontology annotation, biological process: chromatin remodeling. Gene Ontology annotation, molecular function: ATP-dependent chromatin remodeler activity; ATP binding; DNA binding.
UAUUUUUUUGUAUUUUUUUUUUUUAAAUCCAGAGAGAAAGAAAAUAUUUUUUUAUUAUUUUUUUUAGGAAAAGGUUAAAAAAAGGAAAAUCCUCAGCGGUGAGCAGAGUUGCUUUUUGGGUGAAGAAAGAGGCUGAGCUGCGGCGAGCAGAGGGUUAAACUUUCAGUGUUCCCAGCCUGAAAGAGGGGGUUCGUGGGGGGCUAUGAGAUAAGGAUGCCGGGGUCGCUGAGUAAUGAGGACGAGGGACAGGACGACAUGGAUUUUGAAGACGAUCUGCCAGAUGACGAUGAUGAAGGUGAGCGCAACAGUCUUCCCCUCAGGCCCCUCGCCAGCUUCUUCUCUGACAACGACUUGCUCAAACAGCAAAAGAAGAAGAAGCCCAAAAAAAAUAAAGAGAGCAAAAUACCCAAAGUUAACAAGAGGAAAAAAGAGGCAGGACUCCAGACACGAGUGGACAGUGACCUGGAUGAGGUCUCAGAGGUAGAGGAGGAACGAGAACGCCCGGAGGUCGGCUCAGAGAGCGAGAGCAGCGCCUAUGGCCUCACCAAGAAGAAGAAGAAAAAACCCAAGGAGAAGAAAGAGAAGAAGCCCAGGAAGAAAAAGAGAGACGAGGAUGAUGAGGAUGACGACGACGAUGACGGCAACAUGAAAGAACCCAAGUCAUCCAGCCAGCUGAUGCAUGAAUGGGGUCUGGAGGACGUUCAAUACGGCUUCACUGAGGACGACUACAAAACCAUCACCAACUACAAGGCUUUCAGCCAGUUCCUCCGGCCUCUCAUUGCCAAGAAGAAUCCCAAGAUUCCCAUGUCAAAGAUGAUGACGGUGUUAGGGGCCAAGUGGCGCGAGUUCAGUGCCAACAACCCGUUCAAAGGCGCAUCUGCCACCGCCGUGGCCGCUGCCGUGGCUGCCGCAGUGGAGAUGGUCACUGUGGAUCAGCCAACAUCUGUCUGCAGCAGCCAGCUGAGCUCCCAGCAGGGGCCGAUCAAAAAAGCCAAAACCAAAGAAGGAAAAGGACCGGGCGUUAGAAAGAAAACCAAGACUGUGAAAGAAGCAAAGAAGAAACCGAAGCCGAAGAAGAACAAAUCCAAGUUGGGUCAGAGUGGGAAGAAAAAGAAAGUGUCCUCUAGUGAGGAGGACUUUCUGGAGGAGUCCGACUUUGAUGACAUCAGUAUCCACAGUGCCUCUGUGCUUUCUGAUGCCUUGGGGGCCGCCACCAAGAAAAAGGCCCGGCGUGGGCGGAAAAAAAGAAAAAAGGAGGACGGUGAUGGCUACGAGACAGACCACCAGGACUACUGUGAGGUUUGCCAGCAGGGGGGAGAAAUUAUCCUGUGUGACACCUGUCCAAGAGCCUACCACCUGGUGUGUCUGGACCCUGAGCUGGAGAAAGCACCUGAGGGGAAGUGGAGCUGUCCACACUGUGAGAAGGAGGGAAUCCAGUGGGAGGCCAAAGACGAAGAGGAGGAGGAGGAGGAAGCUGCAGGAGAAGAGGAGGAUGACCACAUGGAGUUUUGCAGAGUGUGCAAAGAUGGAGGAGAGCUUCUGUGCUGUGACACCUGCCCAUCGUCCUACCACAUCCACUGCCUCAACCCGCCUCUGCCUGAAAUCCCAAACGGGGAGUGGUUGUGUCCUCGCUGCAUGUGUCCUCCUCUUAAAGGGAAAGUUCAGAGGAUCCUGCACUGGAGGUGGGGAGAGCCCCCGCUGCCAGCUGAGCCCCCUGCAGGCCCUGAUGGCAAACCCACCGAUCCGCUAACCAAGCCCCCGCUCAAAGGCCGCCCAGAGAGGGAGUUCUUUGUGAAGUGGGCCGGCCUUUCGUACUGGCACUGCUCCUGGGCCAGUGAACUGCAGUUUUGAUAAGGACGGGGAUGUGCACUACCUGAUCAAGUGGAGAGACCUGCCGUACGAUCAGUGCACCUGGGAGGCGGAUGAUUUUGACGUCCCGGAUUACGACAUUCACAAAGCUUUCUACUGGGAUCACAGAGAGCAGAUUUUAGGAGAGGACCAACGCCCUCUUGUGGUAAGAAAAGGAAGGAAACUAAAAGAGGACUACCCAAAAAGAGAGGUCCCCCCUGAUGCCCCUAUCAUAGAUCCAACCAUUAAGUUCGAGCACCAGCCCUGGUACAUUAACGCCACCGGGGGAACGCUGCACCCGUACCAGCUCGAGGGUCUGAAUUGGUUGAGAUUUUCCUGGGCUCAGGGGACAGAUACCAUCCUGGCUGAUGAAAUGGGACUAGGGAAGACGGUGCAGACAAUCGUUUUUCUCUACUCACUGUAUAAAGAGGGUCAUUCUAAGGGGCCUUUCUUGGUGAGCGCGCCGCUUUCCACGAUCAUCAACUGGGAGAGGGAGUUCGAGAUGUGGGCUCCGGAUUUCUACGUGGUGACUUACACCGGAGACAAAGACAGCAGGGCAACUAUCAGGGAAAAUGAGUUCACUUUUGAAGACAGUGCAGUGAAAUCUGGACGGAAAGUGUUUCGAAUGAAGAAAGACACUCCGAUCAAGUUCCACGUUUUGCUGACGUCAUACGAACUGAUCACCAUAGAUCAAGCCAUUCUGGGCUCCGUCACCUGGGCCUGUCUGGUUGUAGAUGAGGCCCACAGACUGAAAAACAACCAAUCAAAGUUUUUCAGAAUCCUCAACGGGUACAAGAUCUACUACAAGCUGCUGCUCACCGGAACGCCCCUGCAGAACAACCUGGAGGAGCUCUUCCAUCUACUUAACUUYCUCACCCCAGAGCGCUUCAACAACCUGGAAGGCUUCCUGGAGGAGUUUGCAGAUAUCUCUAAAGAGGACCAGAUAAAGAAGCUCCACGAUCUUCUCGGGCCUCACAUGCUCAGGAGGCUGAAAGCUGACGUCUUCAAGAACAUGCCGGCAAAGACUGAGCUCAUCGUCAGAGUGGAGCUCAGUCCCAUGCAGAAGAAAUAUUACAAGUUUAUCUUAACACGAAACUUUGAGGCUCUGAACUCCAAAGGUGGAGGGAAUCAAGUGUCUCUGCUCAACAUCAUGAUGGACCUGAAGAAGUGCUGCAACCACCCUUACCUGUUCCCCGUGGCUGCYGUGGAGGCUCCAGUUUUACCCAAUGGUUCUUAUGAUGGCAAUCUGCUGGUGAAGUCCUCAGGAAAACUAACGUUGCUUCAGAAAAUGCUGAAGAAGCUUAAAGAUGAAGGACACAGAGUUCUUAUUUUCUCUCAGAUGACAAAGAUGCUGGAUCUGCUUGAGGAUUUUCUGGAAUUUGAAGGRUAUAAAUAUGAACGGAUUGAUGGGGGGAUCACCGGAGGCCUACGACAAGAAGCCAUCGACCGAUUCAACGCCCCAGGUGCGCAGCAGUUCUGCUUCUUGCUUUCAACACGAGCCGGAGGUCUCGGCAUCAACCUGGCCAGCGCAGACACCGUCAUCAUCUACGACUCCGACUGGAACCCCCACAAUGACAUCCAAGCUUUCAGCAGAGCCCACCGCAUCGGCCAGAACAAGAAGGUGAUGAUCUACCGCUUCGUGACUCGGGGCUCGGUGGAGGAGAGGAUCACUCAGGUAGCGAAGAGAAAAAUGAUGCUGACUCACCUGGUGGUGCGGCCCGGCCUGGGCUCUAAAACGGGCUCCAUGUCCAAGCAAGAGCUGGACGACAUCCUCAAGUUUGGAACUGAGGAGCUUUUCAAGGAUGAAAUGGAGGCGGCACGGACAAUGGGCGACAACAAAGAUGGCGAGGAGGGCAAUGUGAUUCACUACGAUGAUGAUGCCAUUUCUAAGCUGCUGGACCGGAGCCAGGACGCCACUGAGGACACAGAGAUUCAGAACAUGAACGAGUACCUGAGCUCCUUCAAGGUGGCUCAGUAUGUGGUGAAAGAAGAAGACGGAGAGGAGGAGGUGGAGCGAGAGAUCAUCAAGCAGGAGGAGAACGUGGACCCCGACUACUGGGAGAAACUCCUCCGCCAUCACUACGAGCAGCAGCAGGAGGACCUGGCUCGAAACCUGGGCAAAGGCAAACGCAUCCGGAAGCAGGUCAACUACAACGAUACGACCCAGGAGGACCAAGAGUGGCAGGAUGAUCUUUCAGACAAUCAGUCGGAGUACUCCGUGGGGUCCGAGGACGAGGACGAAGAUUUCGAGGAGAGGCCUGAAGGUGGACGCAGACAGUCCCGUCGGCAGCUGAAGAAUGAGAAAGACAAACCUCUUCCACCUUUACUGGCACGGGUCGGAGGGAGUAUCGAGGUCCUGGGGUUCAACACUCGCCAGAGGAAAGCCUUCCUCAACGCCAUCAUGCGCUGGGGCAUGCCCCCUCAGGAUGCCUUCAACUCACACUGGCUGGUUCGAGACCUCAGGGGGAAAAGUGAGCGGGAGUUCAGGGCCUACGUGUCUCUGUUUAUGAGACAUUUAUGUGAGCCAGGUGCCGACGGAGCAGAGACCUUUGCUGAUGGAGUGCCCCGCGAGGGCCUUUCUCGUCAGCACGUUCUCACCAGGAUAGGAGUCAUGUCACUUGUCAGGAAAAAGGUGCAGGAGUUUGAACAUGUAAACGGGAAGCUGAGCUCUCCAGAUCUGAUUCCUAUUGGAAUGGAGCUGAAGAAACUGACUGAGAGUGUGUCCUCUGAUCCCAACACUCCUGUGCCAGCCAGCCCUGUGGCCACGCAGCCCAGCACCCCCGUCCCACCAGGAACAGAGUCUUUCGUGGGUAACGCUGAGGACAAGGAGAGCACAGAACAAGAUGGAAAGAAAUCUUCAGAGCAGGAGCAGGCUUCCAGCGCUGAGCCAGCCUCUGCACCUGACAGCGAGGAGAGCAAGGCCAGCUCGGAGGAGAAAACAGAAGAUGAGAGGAACAGAACCAAGUCCCCCGCCGCCAAGGCCGAGCCGUGCGCUCACCCGAAAGAGCCCACGUUCAAGCAGACGGAGCCGCCGUCCAGUCACGCCUCGCCGAAGACGGACCCCUGCAAAGAAGUCGAGAAACCCUCCGAAAAAGGAGACGCCGGCUCUCCCCGGGAGAAAAGCGAAGACAAAGAAAAUAAGCCAGAUGAUGUGAAGAGCGAGGCCGCGUUAGAGGGAAGACUGAAUGGAGACAAAGACACUUUGGAUGAGAUGGAUGAGAGCAGAAAGGAGGAGAAAAAUGGGUUCAAAGCCAAGUUUAUGUUUAAUAUUGCUGAUGGAGGUUUUACCGAGUUGCACACCCUCUGGCAAACAGAGGAGCGAGCGGCGCUGUCUUCUGGAAAAAUACAUGACAUCUGGCAUCGUCGCCAUGACUACUGGCUGCUGGCUGGCAUCGUAACACAUGGCUACGCUCGCUGGCAAGACAUUCAGAAUGACCCCCGUUACGCCAUUCUCAACGAGCCGUUCAAAACUGAGAUACACAAGGGCAACUACUUAGAGAUGAAGAACAAGUUCCUGGCGCGCCGCUUUAAGUGCUGAACCAGCUGGAGGAACUUCUGAGCGACAUGAAAGCAGAUGUGACCCGACUGCCCAACAUGCUGUCCAGAAUCCCGCCGGUGUCGGCCCGUCUGCAGAUGUCCGAGAGGAGCAUCCUGAGCCGCCUCACCAGCCGAGGCAGCGAGCCUCCRCUGCAGCAGACCUUCAGCCAGGGUGGGUUCAGCUGCACGCAGAUGUACAGCAGCACUUUCGGCGGGGGCUUCAGAGGACCAGGCGGACAGCCCAUGGUCAACUACAGUCAGAUGCCCCUUGGACCCUACGUCAGCGUGUCCUCCAACGCCCCCCUGACCCCUACAAGCCAUCUGGACAAGAAAUCACUUGACUCUUUGAGAGACGUGGCUACGCCCGAACUCAAAUCGGGCAAAUCUAGCGAUGUCAUCUGUAUCGAGGACUAGACCAGCUCUGUCUCGAUGACCUGAGGUCAGAAACUCCCAGGGAUGGAAUCUGUAUGAAUGACUGCUGCCCUUGUCUUACUCCACAUCCUUCUCUCUCCUCCUCCCUUCCUCAUAAUUCCCAUCGAAGCUCUCUGCGGCGAGUGGUUGAGACGAUUUUCAUUCUCUCAGAUGUAUCGAUCUUAAAAGUUGCACUUUUAUCUUUUAAAAGUCCUAUAGAAGYACUUCAGUAGGCGUUUGUUUUGUUUGUAACGCACAGCUGCAGUUCAGGAGGGAAAACGGGGAAGCUUUUUUUUUUUAAAGGACUUUAUGAGGCCUGCACUACAAACCAAAACUCAAUCAAGUCGAGUUUUGGAUGCUCUUCAUUUGGGGGCUCGUUUUAAUCUUGUAAUAUAAGCUUUUUUUCUGCAAGCUGCAACUUUAUAAGUCUCUGUGYGUUAUUUUUGCUUUGAUCUAUUCUCCAACAGCCCCUUUACACUGUGACUGUGCUGCUCUGGACUCUUACAGAAGAGGAGAAAUUCAGUCGUAGUUUGAUAUGUUUUGACUGUUUCUGACGGCCGUUGUGUUUAAAAUUUUGUUAUUAUGUGUUGUAAGCGGCGGAUCGAAUAUUGCUUUUAAAGCAUCAGAAACUGUACAUCCUUUUAGCAGAGCAGUCUGUGUGACUUUAAGACUGCCACCUGCUGGUAACUUGGAGAAAGUGAAACUGCAGCAUCUUUAAAGGCUGGCCUCCUGUACAGUAAAUAAUCAGAAACUGCGGUUUAUUUUCCAUGAUGAUGAAAAUACGUUCACGAACACCUUCAGGGAUGACGUCACAUCCCCGGCUCGUGGACGAAUCAUCGAGCAGAGCAGGAAAAUCUUUUGGAGUGAGCGGAGCGUCAAUAAUGCAUUUUUAGAGACAGCGCARUAUUUUUUUGUGCCACGGUACAAUAAUUCUCUUCAUCUGAAUGUUAGUAUUAACUUAGCCGUGGAGCCUCACCUCGGGGCCAUAAACAGGGCCACGUCUGGCCCUCAGCGAACUGAGACUCAUCAUCGAAUGGAUGCAUUUUUUUUUCUUUUAUGUCCAGGAAUUUUUCCCACUUCCUGUUUAGUUGUUCCAGAACGAUAUAAUGUGAUGCCAUGGCACAUUCAGCUUACAAGUUUUAUUUUUUUUAUUAUUCUCUCAGUAUAUAGUUUAAUUUUGAUGCCAGUAUAAAAGAUGAAUGAUUCGUUCCUUGAUGCAGUGUUUUUUUUCUCUGGUGGUGCCAUGAUCUAAACCUACCUGGAGUUGCACAACAUUAGUCUGAGACGUUCACACCUGUUUUACAUUUGUUUAGUUCACCUUUUUUUUAAUUGAAUUUAAAUUCAUGUUGAAGUAUUUUUGUUCUCAUUUACCAUUUAAGUGAUUUUAAUAAGAUUUUCUAGAGCAAAAAAAUGUAAAGAACAGAAUGCAAUGAUCUGCAACAAGUUCAAAACCACUAAAAUUGUAUAAAAGCAAAAUAUAAGAACUGGUUCAAAAUGAGAUUUUCUGUAAUUUCACAAGACUUGUAGUGUUGAAAUGGAGGAAAGCAGUAAUUUUCUGUGCUUUYAUUAAGGGUUGGCCAGUUUAGCUCUCUGUGUUGUAACAUGUGGGAUGUAGCUUGCUGAAAUAAGCAAGGCCCUUCCCUGGAAAAAAAAAAAGCAGCUUUUAUUUGUCAGCACUUGUUUCUCCGAAACCUGUUAUUCAGCUUUGAUCGUGCCUUUUUGAAUGUGUACAUGAAUGCACACCCAGACUCUUGCAAAUGCUGGCAGAACUGUGUGUGCUGAUGACACGCUGAGGGAUUUUUACGUUCAGAAUGAAGGAUCGAUUAAUAAAAAAAGAAAAAAGAUACCAUUUUCACAUGGUAGAGUUUUAAGUUUUAGUCAUAGAUCGUGUUUUUAAUUCUGGGUCUGGUGACGUCUUGAAAUUUGCAACCAUCCUUUGUUGGUUGUCGUUCUAUGUUCCGUUUUUUUUUUUUUUGUCCUGGACUCUGAAUAUUUUUACGACACAAUGCUUCAUAGAUGAUAAAAAAUCAACACAGUUGUAGAGAUUUUUACAUUGUGAGAUAUUUAAUUGUUGAUUUAUUUAAUCACGACAUCACCUAUUAAACAUUUCCAGAACGUUUGUUGUAGAUCUCGACUGAGACGUGCUUCUGUGGCCAAGGUGAUCUUUAGAAAUCAGGGCAGCUGUCUGAUAUACAACAAGCUUUAUAUUUAUUAAAGUAUAAUAGUUGUCUAAUUUGACUACAUGCAUAUCUACUAAGCCUUUAAGAGAGGGGCAUUCUUGUUAAAAAAAAACUAAAUUGUGGACUACAGUAUGUAGGCUGUUUGCACAGAAAUGGCAGAUUCCAGUGUCCAGUAUCAGGUUUAUCUCUAUGAUGCAUGAAAACUUGAUCAUGUUCUUGUCCAUAUAUUUAGUUUAAGGCGUUAAUUUGACCAUAUAAUAGUGCCACAUGCUGUUUACGAUACUCUAAAUGAACAUUGGAUUUAACUGCAAAUCAUUGCUUUCUGUUUCGACUUUUUAAAGCAGACUUUAAAUGUGUGUGAAGGCAGUGUCAGACUCAAAGUGCCAGUUUUUAACAAAUAUGUUCCCCCCACCAAAACAAACUCAUUUGUGUCACUUCUGCUUACAUAAUGUGUGGGAUUGCAGCCGCAGUGGACUUUUAAAGGGAUUCCUGAUUGGUUGUAACCUUAGACUUUAUUUGAUAAACGUAUUUUAACUGUAAAAUAAAGACUGUAAAAAUA